Molecule: messenger RNA, 744 nt
Organism: Mesocestoides corti
Lineage: Eukaryota; Metazoa; Platyhelminthes; Cestoda; Cyclophyllidea; Mesocestoididae
Source: the annotation of a GenBank genome assembly
AUGUCGACCGCAAGUUCCAGUGGUUUCGAUCAAUAUAUGACCAUCUUCUCGCCUGAGGGCAGGCUUUUUCAAGUUGAGUACACGUUUAAAGCCAUUAGCCUUGACGGCUUGACUUCUGUCGGUAUUCGUGGUGAAGAUUGUGCUGUUGUUGCCUGUCAAUGUAAGCUGCCAGACAAACUCAUUGACCGCAGUUCCGUCUCGCGCCUCUUCUCUCUAACGCCGCAUACUGGAUGUCUUAUGACCGGUAUGAUGCCCGACUGUAGGUCUCAAGUGCAACGCGCUCGAUACGAGGCCGCGAAUUUUAAAUAUAAAUUUGGUUAUGAGAUGCCAUGUGAUGUCCUUCUUAAGAGAAUUGCCGAAAUCAACCAAGUUUACACCCAGUCUGCGGAAAUGCGUCCUCUUGGCUGCUCGAUGAUGGCUAUUUCUUAUGACGAAGAACUUGGUUGUGCUCAGCUUUACAAAACUGACCCUAGUGGCUUCUUUGCCGGUCAUCGGGCGAUUGCCGUAGGUACAAAACAAAUGGAAGCCAAAAACUAUUUGGAAAAGAAGCUCAGAAAACAACAAAAUUACACCCUUAAUGAAGCGAUCGAAGCGGCGAUCAGUUGCCUAUCCCACGUACUCUCCCUUGAAUUCAAACCAUCAGAGCUCGAAAUUGGUGUCGUGUCAAAAGAGAACCCUAUUUUCAGAGCUCUGACAGUUGAUGAAAUUGACGCACACCUAACUCGAAUGGCUGAAAAGGACUAA